Molecule: messenger RNA, 2265 nt
Organism: Suricata suricatta (meerkat)
Lineage: Eukaryota; Metazoa; Chordata; Mammalia; Carnivora; Herpestidae
Gene: HSPB3
Product: heat shock protein family B (small) member 3
Exons: 1
Coding region: 77-529 (150 amino acids)
Cellular component (GO): nuclear speck; cytoplasm
Source: RefSeq, a predicted model, not a curated record
AGGCAACUGCAAGGGUUCGCUCCUGACGGCCCACAGACUGAAGCGAAGCUGUUCAAAGCUGUCUUGGACUCCGACCAUGGCAAAAAUCAUCCUGAGGCACCUCAUAGAGACUCCGGUGCGCUACGAGGAGGAGUUUGAAGCUCGAGGUUUGGAAGACUGCCGGCUGGAUCACGCUUUAUAUGCGCUGCCGGGGCCAACCACGGUGGACGUGCGCAAAGCCAGGGCGGCCCGGGCUUCCCGGGGGGACUCUGCGGCGGAGACGCCGACCGAGGAAGGCAAGUCCCGCUUCCAGAUCCUGCUGGACGUGGUCCAGUUUCUCCCCGAGGAUAUCAUCAUUCAGACCUUCGAAGGCUGGCUGUGGAUCAAGGCUCAGCACGGAACCAGGAUGGACGAGCAUGGUUUUAUCUCAAGAAGCUUCACCCGCCAGUAUAAACUGCCAGAUGGCAUUGAGACCAAAGAUUUGUCUGCCACCCUCUGUCACGAUGGAAUUCUGGUGGUGGAAGUGAAGGAACCAGUGGGGACUAACUGACAUCAAUUCCUGUUCAUAGGCUCCAGGAAGAUGGUAGUUCAGCCAAUGGUACCACCUGGAAAGUCUGUAUUAACCACGCUGGAAAUUAUUUUUAUGAAGAUUAAAAGUAUAGACAUAGUUCCUGGUAUGUUGAGGUUGUUUUUGUUAUUCUCACUCAGAGAGGAAAAUUGUUAAAUGUUCCUGCAGUUCAAAAAUGAUGCCGUUCUUACAACCUGAAACAGUGACAGUUGAGGAGAUGGGUUUGAUAUCAGUAAAGACUCGGGAUUAUUUCCUCGUUACCCCACCAAUGCCAAGAAUCUUAAUUUGUAAUAAUUGAUGGCAAAAGAUACUGGUAUCCUAUGCAUUUUAUGAAAACCGUUUAUAUUGCUAAAAACAGCUGUGAUUCCCUUCACUUAACAAGCUCUUCUUUUCAGUGAAUUUUAAUUGAAGUGGAACUUUGUAAAUAUACAGUGUGAAGGUUAAAAUGCAGUACUUAGAAAUUGGGUCUGAAAUAUAUUCAUUAUUCACUACAGCUGUUGCUGCCUUAAACAUAAUACUGGAAUUUUCAGAUACAAAUUUUAUUUUUAAAAAGCUCUAAAUAUGUACCCCAUUUUUAAAAAGCUGAAGUGAAUCUAUUUGAAUGUAUUUUUGACAACAGCAUAUGUUCUGUGGAUAUUUAUGUGACAGUACGGAGAUAUGUGUUGACUCCUACUCUUAUAAAUUCAUAUUAAGAAACCACUUUUAAAAGUACGGUUACUGAAUUAAAGAGUUUUCUUCUGUGUUCUUUGAGGCUAUUUAAAAUUUUAGAUUUCAGAAGAUGGCAAAACGCACUGCAUCUGCUCUCUCUGCAUAAUCCUGGGCUUUAAAUAGCCUGGCAGGCCGGGGAGGUUCCCAGGCCGGAGCUCGCACAGGGGGCUAAGUUUCUAUGCAGCACUGCUGAGGGCUGCUUGGCCUAAAGGGAAGGGCUGAGGCGUUGUUGGAGGUUAAGGAUUUGCUAUAGGGGUACUGCCAUCAACAGCUGGUCUCUGUGUCAUUCCAAAGAUUUGCUGUCUCAUUCUGUACAUGCUAAAUAUUUCUUGGGAGGAAGUAGCCACCUUUACCCGGUCCCACCUUGUGCUACCGGGGAGCCUGCGCACUGUGCUGGGAAUAGAAGACGUUGGAUGUGGAAAGAGCCAGGGCUGACGCAGGCCACUGGCACACCCCCGUGCUCCUCCGCGGUGCGUGGUGUAUAGUUUGGGUAAGAACAGGAGAGACACGAAGCAACAGAAAAAGAAAUAAAACAGUUCUAAAAGAAGUUUUGAAAACAAAUGUGCUCAGAGAGAUUUGUUUACAGUAUAAUUAAACAGAAGGAAUCGUGAAGCUAUAUGUUGAUGUUUAUCUACUGAGGUUUGUGCAUCUAACUCUCAGAAAUUUUGUUUGACAAAGUGAGUAUCACGGACCAGCUUUGCUAUAUUACAAAGAUAAUCGUAAUUAUUGGGAUUACAUCUACUAAUAUGAUUAGAGCUGGGAUACCAUUUGCCCCACAUUAGAUUCUUUCCCAAUGAUUGGUAGGAUGGUAUGAAAAUCAACUAGUGCUCUGAGAAACCAACCAACCAACCAACCAACCAACCAACCAACAAAAACCCCUCUCAUCUGCCUUUAACCUUAUUCUACAUGAUGCCCUACUUCUGCGAAAACUCAAUAAGUAAAAUUCUUACCACGAGGAGCUACUGAUAGAAACUUUUCCUUUAAAAAUAAACACUAAAAUAACCACAUCA